Orycteropus afer afer is the source of this 2610-nucleotide messenger RNA. The record is from RefSeq and is a predicted model, not a curated record. Lineage: Eukaryota; Metazoa; Chordata; Mammalia; Tubulidentata; Orycteropodidae.
GAGGAGAGCCCCCGCCCCCCUUCACCGAGGCCUGUGGCUGGGGCCGCAGGGAGCAUCGAGACCGGCUCCUGGAGUAGGGGCAACGCACACAACCCGUUCCCUCCCAGCCCCGCCUGACGGGGAGUGGGCUAUCGAGGAGAGGCUGGGGCUGGAGCAGCGCCACGGGGCCCAUCACUGGUGCCUCCCCCCCUCCCUGGACUUGGUCGCGCCCGAAGUGUAACACUUUCUCUUUGUCGGAGCAGCUCGGCUGUUUCCUGUGCAGUAGCUCCCGUUGCGGCGGCGCCGGUGGCAGCCCUGGCGGACGCAGGAGCAAUGGCAGCGACAGACAUAGCUCGCCAGGUGGGUGAAGGUUGCCGAACUGUGCCCCUGGCUGGACACGUGGGGUUUGACAGCUUGCCUGACCAGCUGGUGAAUAAGUCAGUCGGCCAGGGCUUCUGCUUCAACAUCCUGUGUGUGGGAGAGACAGGAUUGGGCAAGUCCACGCUCAUGGACACCCUGUUCAACACAAAGUUCGAGGGAGAGCCAGCUACCCACACGCAACCGGGUGUCCAGCUGCGGUCCAAUACCUAUGACCUUCAAGAGAGCAAUGUGGGGCUAAAGCUCACAAUUGUUAGCACUGUGGGCUUUGGGGACCAGAUCAACAAAGAGGACAGCUACAAGCCCAUUGUGGAGUUCAUUGAUGCCCAGUUUGAGGCCUACCUGCAGGAGGAGCUGAAGAUCCGCAGAGUGCUGCACACCUACCACGACUCCCGCAUCCAUGUUUGCUUGUACUUCAUCGCCCCCACCGGUCAUUCCCUGAAGUCUCUGGACUUAGUGACGAUGAAGAAGCUGGACAGUAAGGUGAACAUCAUCCCCAUCAUUGCCAAAUCUGAUGCCAUUUCUAAGAGUGAGCUAACAAAGUUCAAAAUCAAAAUCACCAGCGAGCUUGUCAGCAAUGGGGUCCAGAUCUACCAAUUCCCUACAGAUGAUGAGUCGGUGGCAGAGAUCAAUGGAACCAUGAACGCCCACCUGCCAUUUGCUGUCAUUGGCAGCACAGAAGAACUGAAGAUUGGCAACAAGAUGAUGAAGGCACGGCAGUAUCCUUGGGGCACAGUGCAGGUUGAAAAUGAGGCCCACUGUGACUUUGUGAAGCUGCGGGAGAUGCUGAUUCGGGUCAACAUGGAGGAUCUGCGGGAACAGACCCACACCCGGCACUAUGAGCUGUACCGCCGCUGUAAGCUGGAGGAGAUGGGCUUCAAGGACACCGACCCUGACAGCAAACCCUUCAGUUUACAGGAGACGUAUGAAGCCAAAAGGAAUGAGUUCCUAGGGGAGCUCCAGAAAAAAGAAGAGGAGAUGAGGCAGAUGUUCGUCCAGAGAGUCAAAGAGAAAGAAGCAGAGCUGAAAGAGGCAGAGAAAGAGCUGCACGAGAAGUUCGACCGCCUGAAGAAGCUACACCAGGAUGAGAAGAAGAAGCUGGAAGACAAGAAGAAAUCCCUGGAUGAUGAAGUGAAUGCUUUCAAACAGAGAAAGACGGCCGCUGAGCUGCUCCAGUCCCAGGGUUCUCAGGCUGGAGGGUCACAGACUCUGAAAAGAGACAAAGAGAAGAAAAACUUUUUUUAAUCUUGUCUGCAGCAGCUGCACUCAGUCUAAAGGAGAAGACUGCCAUUAUAGAAGAGUUAGGGUUCCAUAUUGUCUCAAACCAGAAACCAACCAAUUCCCUCUGCCCUCAAAUUAUGCAUGUGUGCACAUGCGCGCACACAUACUCACUCAACAAGUGUUCAUGUGUCCCUAUGUCCAGGCAACAAGCUCUCUUCUGACUUACAUGGUAUUUUAAAUGGAAGUGUCUUGUACUAACCUAACAAGGCAGGAAAAGAACUGGCAGAGCUGGAAAAUGGAACAAAUGUAACCUCAGAGAGACAACUACAGGAGAACUCACCCACGUGUAAGUGACUGGGGCAGGAGACCUCAGCUGUGGUUGUGGAAGUGCUGUUCAAAAGGUGUUUGAGCUCUGUGUUUUUCUUUUUGAACAAUUCUCCCAUUCCAUGGGUUGACUGUCUCCAACCACUAUUAAACAUUUCUGAAUAUGGAAGCGAAAGCCAAACAACACUUGUGUCUUUUUCAGCAUCCACAGACCUCCUGCAGACCCCCAGCAAGGGGCACAUGGAUCCACUAGCUAACGCUCAAGUGGAGAAGGGAGAAACAAGACAGGGGGUUCAGCUUAGUGAGAGCACAAUAACUCCAUUCAACCUUCCAAGGCUAGCUGGGGCUUUGAGAUGAGUCUCUGCCCACCCUGAGAUCUGGAGGGAGCGCUUUGGUGUUCAUGAAUCUGUCUUGAGUUCGUUGAUUUACCUUGCAUCAAAAUACCAUGUGAGUGUGCUCAUUGUCAUGUACUCCUGCCAUCACCAUUUCGCUGUCCAGUGUCUCUUGAGAGAGCCUUUUUGCAUGUUUUCCAGAAUCUGUUUGUUUUUCCUUUCUUCUCCUUUGUUCUUUUUGCCCAAAGGUGUGACCGGUCACUGCCCCUCUGGGGCCUUCAUUUGCCAGGAGAAACAUCCCAGAACCAGCACUGUUUAGCUUGAUACCUUUCUAAUGUCCAUGUCAAUUUUCAAUAAAAUUCAAAGAAAUGCUAAA